AUGAGGAAGGGAGCGACCAAAGGCAAGAACUUGUCGCAGGUGGACACGUACCGUCGCCGCAUCGGCGAGAAGGAGGUUCGCAAGGUAGAGCAGUCAGUCGCUGACUCUUCCGUGCCCAACUGCCAGGCGCAUACGGACAAGCGUAUCAAGGAGAGCCUGCACUCGAAGAACACCGGCAGUAAGAGCAGCAAGCUGGCGAUCAUCCUCAUCGCGCUGGUCAUCGUCGCAGUCUUCUUCGCGCUCCUCUACUUCGUCCUGUUUGCCGCCCUUCGCCCCAACUGA
This is a messenger RNA of Acanthamoeba castellanii str. Neff, 282 nucleotides long. RefSeq lists its product as uncharacterized. The record is from RefSeq and is a predicted model, not a curated record. The transcript is spliced from 2 exons. Bases 1 to 282 code for a protein of 93 amino acids. NCBI's taxonomy places the organism in Eukaryota, Discosea, Longamoebia, Acanthamoebidae.